AUGGGACGGCAGCCGCUAAAGCAGGGCGGUGGGCGCAAAGCGCGCAAGAAUGUGCGUACGUCCACGACGUUCGAGACGCGGCUGGCGACGAUCAAGCACUUUGAAGAGAGCGGCGACAUGACGUCGACCGUCGAGCACUUCUUUCCGGCGCUAUCGGUGCAGGCCAAGCGCAGCAAAAAGCGCGUCAUCUACAGCUGGGUCAAGGACCGCGACAAAAUCGAAAAGGCCUGCGAGUCUACGAGUUCCGCCAAGGCGCAUCGGCUGCGCAAGCCGGGGCUCGGCCUCACACUGAGCUGUGAGGCCGAGAAGUGCAUUGUCGUUUGGCUGCGCUCGCUACAGAAGCUGGGCGUGCCCGUGACCGGCGCCAUGCUGUCGGAGCACGCCUUGGAGGUGGCCAAGGAGCUGGGGAUUGACAGCACACUCUUCACGGCGUCAAGUCCUUGGCGAAAGAAGUUUCUAGAGCGACACAACCUGAGCAUGUAA
This is a messenger RNA of Hyaloperonospora brassicae, 483 nucleotides long. The record is from the annotation of a GenBank genome assembly. NCBI's taxonomy places the organism in Eukaryota, Oomycota, Peronosporomycetes, Peronosporales, Peronosporaceae.